GCUCUGUGGCGCGUCAGUAUACUACGAGUUGAGAGGAAGGUCACAGUGUUUUAUCGUGUAAACAAAUAUUUUCCUUAAUAACAACUCUGGAACUACUUACGUUACCACCAUGAAAGAUAAUCAAAAUCUAAUGAUUGAGUUUGUAAAAAUAAUCCAACGAUAUCCAGAAAUCUACGACGCAAGUCUGGACACAUACAGAACUAGAUUUUCAGAGAUUGCUUGGACUAAAGUGGCGAAUCAUGUCAGAACUGAAUUAAAUGAAGAAUGCACAAUUGAAGAAUUGAAGGUGAAAUGGAAAGGAAUAAGGUCUUCAUUCAGUAGAUACAAAGCGAAACUUGCAUUGAGCUACAAUGAGAGCACCUACAAAAAAUAUUACCUGUACGAUCACUUAAGAUUUUUGGAACCCUUUGUAAGGUCUACUAAAGGGCAACAACAAGAAGAUCCAGAUAAAUCAGAAACAACACACAACGAUCCCUGUAACUACGUUACGGAUAAUGGCGUUGACGACACAAAUGAUUAUCAUGAAGAAGAAUGGAAUCAGAUUGACAUCAAACCUGAUGUGAGCACCAGAGAAGACAAACAGCAUGAAACAGACACAGUGCAGUCUUCAAGAUCAGGUGGUGAAUCUUAUGAUAGAAAUAAGAAGAGGAAGUUCUCAUUUGAAGGUCUUUCAAGUACAGAUGAUGAUAAUGAAGAUCUCAUAUUCUUCAAAAGUAUACUGCCCGACAUAAGGAACUUUACGAUCAGAGAGAAGAGAAAAUUAAAGAUGGGAAUACUACAACUGAUUGAUGACAUUGAAAAAGAAAAGGAGAGUACAUGAAAGUUUAUGUUGUUUUUCAAAGACAUUUGGAUGUUAAGAAUUAGGUUAAGUUAGAUAGCUUUGAUGUAACAAUUAAAGGACUGAA
Spodoptera exigua (beet armyworm) is the source of this 905-nucleotide messenger RNA. NCBI's taxonomy places the organism in Eukaryota, Metazoa, Arthropoda, Insecta, Lepidoptera, Noctuidae. The record is from the annotation of a GenBank genome assembly.